AGACCAGAACGUUUUUGGAAGAAGUCCUAAAUCACAAGCAACGCGACAAUAAAUUGCGGGAUUCCCAACGCUCUCUCCGCGGACUUCCCGAUCCAACCUCCCAACCCGGCGGCGAAUCCGCUCCGGCGAGCUCGCCUUCGGUUUCCCAAGCCCCGCCCCGCCGCCUCCUCCCCCGCCCCCAAAUCGCAUUGCGGGUUUUAAGUUCCCGCUUCGUUUCGCCCCCCAACUCUUUCGUCUGCGUUAUUGGAGCCGGGGAUUGGGUUGAUAAGGGUUGGAUUUCUCUGGAUCGGCUAGGACUCGUGCCCGAUCGGAGCGCGGCGUCUCGGGGCAAGGGUAGCCUGCUGCGGCUUCCUCCUGAGAGGAGCAGAAUGGACGGGGAAAGGUUCGGGGUGGGUGGCCUCUUGGGUUCUUCGCCCGCGCCCUACCCCUCCAGCGCCAUGGACAACCCCAAUCCGAAUCAGUUCUUUUUCGAUGCCAAGUCCGCGCCGCUGCAGCUGUUCGGAAGCAGCACAGUUCCCGCGGUUGGCCCUGCUGGUCACUGUAAUCACACCGGAAACAACCACCUUUCUGUUAUGAACCAAGCAAGAAAUACAAACAUUGAUAGAGGGGAUGAAAAACAGCUCAAGCUUCAGAUGUCCUUGAACAACUAUCAUCAAGAGAAAGCUGAUCGGUUAGCACAAGUUGGCAAUCCAAGUGCUGUAUCAACUGGUCUAAGGCUGUCCUAUGAGGACGAUGAGCGCAAUUCUUCAAUCACAUCUGGUAGUGGAAGCAUCUCCUCAUUGCCUACCACGUUGUCUUUUGUUGAUGAUCUUAAGUCUGAAAUGGACAAAGAAAACAAAGAGAUUAGCUAUUACUUGAGACAUCAGGCGGAACAAAUUGGUAAGCAAAUGAAUGAGGUGAGUCAGAGGCGGCUGAUUUCAUUUCUGGCAAAUCUCGAACGAGCAGUAGGAAAGCAGCUGAGGGAGAAGGAACUCGAGGCGGAGGCCAUGAACAGGAGGAGCAAGGAACUGAACGAGCAGAUCAGACAUGUUGCCAUGGAAGUCCAGUCAUGGCAGUCGGCAGCGCUGUACAACCAGUCAGUCGCCAACAGCCUGAAGAGCAGGCUCGUUCAAGUGGUAGCACAGAGUACCAACCUCACCAGAGAAGGCUCUGGUGAUAGCGAAGAGGGGAACACAGCUUCCAGUCAGAACGCCAAUGCUGCAGCCGGAGGCUUCUUCCAAUCGAGCGUCCUUGGAAGCAGGGGCACAACCGUUGGGCUGGGGGCUUGCAGGUUGUGCGGGGGGAGGGAGUCAUCGGUGCUGGUGAUGCCGUGCCGCCACCUUUGUUUGUGUGUUGAUUGCGAGAGGAAUGCUGAUGUGUGCCCUGUCUGCCGGUUUCCGAUGAGUGGCAGUGUUGAGAUCAACAUGUCCUAACAACAAUCAUAUGUACAUUAAAGUGGACAGGCAGUAUACUCAGUAACUUCACCCUCUCCCUCCUCUCCUUCUCUAGAUAGUAAGCAUCCUAUUCCAACAGUGGUGUACAUGUUAGCAUGUUCUUCUUGAGAAGUUCUGGACUAAACCCAGCUGUAAAGUCACCUCACCCGUUUGUGGUUUCAGAAGCUAAAGGAAAUCAGGUUUGCA
Phragmites australis (common reed) is the source of this 1619-nucleotide messenger RNA. RefSeq names its product BOI-related E3 ubiquitin-protein ligase 1-like. The transcript is spliced from 4 exons. Gene Ontology annotation, molecular function: ubiquitin-protein transferase activity. NCBI's taxonomy places the organism in Eukaryota, Viridiplantae, Streptophyta, Magnoliopsida, Poales, Poaceae. Bases 369 to 1412 code for a protein of 347 amino acids. The record is from RefSeq and is a predicted model, not a curated record.